Astyanax mexicanus (Mexican tetra) is the source of this 5953-nucleotide messenger RNA. It is a transcript of the gene paplna, whose product is annotated as papilin a, proteoglycan-like sulfated glycoprotein. Gene Ontology annotation, biological process: extracellular matrix organization. The transcript is spliced from 29 exons. Gene Ontology annotation, cellular component: extracellular matrix. Bases 327 to 3926 code for a protein of 1199 amino acids. NCBI's taxonomy places the organism in Eukaryota, Metazoa, Chordata, Actinopteri, Characiformes, Acestrorhamphidae. Gene Ontology annotation, molecular function: serine-type endopeptidase inhibitor activity; metalloendopeptidase activity. The record is from RefSeq and is a predicted model, not a curated record.
AGAGAGGAGCACCUCAGCUUAAACAUCUCACCAGCUCAGCUCUCAGCUCCAUACCCAGCUCAGCCCAGCCCAGCACAGCUUAGCCCAGCCCAGCUUAGCCAGCCCAGCCCAGCUCCACACUCAGCCUGCACGCUUCUGCUGCUCAGAUCUGCCUCAGGCUCCUCUCACAGCUGCUGCCACACCAGGGAACACCUCCACAGCUCACACAGGCUCCUCACUCACAGCAGAGCAGCUGCAGGGGUAUUGGAUACAUGACUAUUUGAUCUGCAGUGAAAACCCCCAGUGCUGCAUUUUCACUAGGAAUCGGCCGUGUGCUGACGUGAACAAUGAAGCUGCUGUUGGUCGGGGCCUUCCUGCAGUUGCUCCUGGCCUCGGUUUUCACGCUGCCCAGUGGUGAUUACUGGGACGAAUGGGGACCAUAUGGAGAGUGCAGCCGCACGUGUGGCAGCGGGGUAACGGUGAGGACGAGGCGCUGUGUGACUCAGCGGCUCGAUGGAGGGCACAACUGCGUGGGACCUGAUAAGUCCUACCGCACCUGUAAUAUUCAGGACUGUCCUGAAGGAUCCAGAGAUUUCAGAGAGGAGCAGUGUGCACAUUUUGAUGGAUCUGAAUUUCAUGGAAAACACUACAAAUGGCUUCCUUACUAUGGAGCGGAAAAUCCAUGUGAGCUGAACUGCAUCCCCCGAGGAGAAAACUUCUACUACCGUCACCGCUCCUCUGUGGCGGACGGCACACCCUGCCACCCAGGCAGAAAGGAUAUCUGUGUGGAGGGAGUCUGCAGGCGUCUGGGUUGUGAUGGCAUGCUUGAGUCUCAGCAGCAGGAAGACCCCUGCCUGCAGUGUGGGGGGAACGGCCAGUCGUGCUACCCAGUUAAGAGCACCUUCUCCAUGCGGGAUCUGCCCAAUGGUUACAAUCAAAUGUUCAUCAUCCCUGUUGGUGCCACCAGCAUCCGCAUUAGUGAAGCUGUAGCUACACGCAACUACUUGGCUAUCAAGAACCUGCGUGGUGAGUAUUACCUUAAUGGACACUGGGUGAUCGAAUUCUCCCGUGCCACCCCCAUCGCUGGCACCAUGCUCUACUAUCAGAGAGGAACAGAGGGUGAGAUGAUCCCAGAAACCAUCGUUGGUCGUGGGCCUACAACUGAGCCUCUGGUGAUUGAGCUCAUCUCUCAGGAGCCCAACCAGGGAGUGGAUUAUGAGUACUACCUGCCGAACGGCCGCUCCAGAGAGGGCUACUACUGGAGCUAUGGCUCCUGGUCUGGCUGCAGCAGAGAAUGUGGAUCAGGCUACCAGUCCCGCUUGGUCUUCUGCACUAUUGAUAAUGAAGCCUACCCGGACUAUUUGUGUGCCUCCCUGCCUCGGCCGAGCAAUAACCGCACCUGUAACGAACAGCAGUGCCCCCUGACCCGCAGUCUGGUGUAUUGCUCCUGUUCUGUAAGGAUGGCGUAUGUGUACCAGCCGCAGAUGUGGAGACCCAAGGAUCCUCCUCGUGUCUAUGUUCAGGUGUACAGCUGGAAGAUUGGCGAGUGGAACCAGUGCUCAGUGGCGUGCGGUGGGGGCUCUCAGGUACGACGGGUGGAGUGUAUCUCCCAUGAUGCAUCUGGAAUGAGAGUGGUGGAGGACUCUCUUUGUGAGGCCUACUCUGCUAGACCCCUCAGCCAGCAGAACUGCAACAUACAACAGUGUGCCCAGUACACCGUGUCCUCCUGGAGCCAGUGCUCUGUGACUUGUGGCUCUGGGGAGCAGAUGAGGGACGUGAUGUGUGUGGGUUCAGGAGGAACCCGUCUGGAGGACAGCAUGUGCGUGAACCUCCCGAAGCCCCCCACCACUCAGACCUGUGAGAUGCCUGCCUGCAGAAACCUGGUUGGAUGGCAUAUUGGUGACUGGGGUCUGUGUUCUAAAAGCUGUAGCUCGGGGCUGCGGGAGCGGCAGGUGAUCUGUUCAGACACACAGAGGAACCUCUACGGGGCGGAGCACUGUAGCGCCCAUCCCAAACCCCCUACUGUGGAAAGCUGCAACACCCAGCCGUGCUACAGCCCUCAGGAGGUGCCCAGCAUGCAGGACCCGAGAGGCCAUGACAACACCUUGCAGGGAUUCCAGCUUUACACUCCGGAGGAACCCGCUCCAGUACGUCAGCCAGAAGAGGCAAACCCUAACACCAACACUGGUUUGGUUCCUCACUGCCGUCAGACUCAAUAUGGUUGCUGUCCAGAUGGCAGGACAGCAGCCAGUGGCCCCCGGAACCAGGGCUGCGUCCAGAGGGCUUUUUGCACCCGCAGCAGGUAUGGAUGUUGUCAGGAUGGAGUAUCUAGAGCUCAUGGCCCAAAUAAGGAGGGCUGCCCAGAAUAUGUCCCUGUAGCCCCCACUCCUGCUACUCCACCAGAAGACUGCAGAACAUCCACCUAUGGGUGCUGUUAUGAUGGCGUGACUGCUGCAGGUGGUGCUUAUGGAGAGGGAUGCCCCAACCCCCCUACCAGUGCUCAGCGUGUGUCCUGUGAGCUGCCCCAUACGGCCGGCCAGUGUGACCAGUGGACCGCCCGCUACUACUACGACUCCGCCUCCUCCCGCUGCAUUCACUUCUGGUACGGUGGCUGCCAUGGAAACAGCAACAACUUUGCCACAUUAGAGGAGUGCCAGCGCAUGUGUCAGGGCGCUGUUCCCGUCUCGGGCGCAGUCCGUCUGGGAGCCAGCGCCGCCCAGCAUGCCCGCCAUGCCAGGACCCAGCUGCGGGGGCGCCGGCCUUCUCCCAGAGCUGUGCCAGUCAACAGCCCCUCAGGCAGUUGGACUGCUGUGGGUGUGAGUAUAGACAAGUCGGACCCCUCUACAGUGGAGGGGGUGGUUGGACAGGUGGUGGUUAUGCCCUGCAGGGUAAGCCCACCUCCCUCUUCCACCGUGACAGUGGAGUGGAGACGAGACGGCGUCCUUCUCGAUCCUGCCAGGCAUAGACAGCAGCCUAAUGGCUCUCUGCUGGUGGGCCCUUUGAAGAUGGAGGAUUCUGGCUGGUUACUGUGCUUGGCUACACGGGACCGUGAGAGAGAUUAUCGCUAUAUCUACCUCUCUGUCUCAGAGGCUUCUCAGGUUGUUCAGGAGCCGUUUUUACCGAUAGAUGCAUCAGAGGGAACAGAUCCUGCUGAUUCACUGUUUGCAGUUCAUGACCCUCAACACCACACUCCCAGGUUCAGCAUUGACCGCUCAAGCUCAUCGUUGGUUGAGGCUCAUGCGCGGCAUGUUGCCAGACUACACUGCACCAUCCUGCCCUCCUCAGCUGCGUCUUCAGUCAGCAUACAGUGGACCAAAAACGGAGCUGCACUCAACACACUGAGGCACUCUCAGAACUCAGAUGGCACACUGAUCAUUAACAACCUGACGUCUGAUGAUUCUGGUGUCUACACCUGUACAGCUGCCAGCAGUCAACAGCUGGAGCAACUGCAAGUCCAGCUCAGAGUCACAGGGGACUUGAGGAUCACCACAGUCCCCAAUAACGUGCAGGUGUCCCGGGGCAGCACGGCUCAGCUUCCCUGUGUAGUGUCUGGAGAAAACGUCAAUGUGGGCUGGUCCAGAAAUGGUGUUCCAGUGAGGCCAGAUGGGAAUCGAGUUCAGGUGUCAGCUGAUGGUACUCUCAUCAUACAUAAUGUGCAGCCUGUGGAUGAGGGCUCUUACACCUGCAACGCCUACACUGGCACUUUCUCUGUCAGCGCCACUGCUGAUAUAAGGGUUUCCAAAGAUAAUGGUGGAGGUCCAGGUCCGUCAGCUGACUGUGUGGACGAGCCAGAGCUGGCUAACUGUGAGCUGAUCGUCACUGCCCGCCUUUGUGGGCAUCAAUACUUCUCCAGCUUCUGCUGUGCCAGCUGUUAUAACUAUACAGUGGGCAAGGGCAGACCAGGCCGACUUGGAAGAACAACUGGAAUAAUUCGCCACACCGGCUGACCAGGGCUGACAUGACUUUUCCUGCAUACAGAGCCGAGCUACUGCACUCACGAGGGCCAGCCAGUGACUGUAUACAGGAAUGCACAGCAUGGCACCAAUGACUGCUCUCACUGAGGCUUGAAAUUGGGUCAGAUGCCUAGAUGUUGUUCAGAUCCUGAGCAAUGUCUUGUCUUGUUCAUGUUUGUGUGGGGCAUCAAGACCACCCAUACUGUCCACAAACGUCUGGUAGUUGUUGAAACUCUUUGACUACCACACAAUCUCAAUCUCUGGUAUUAAAAUAUGGUGUUUGUGUUGCCACAUCACCCAGUGGGCUGCAGUGGUACUGCAAGAGGGGCUAGAUAUAGCCAGAUAUAUUUUUAAUAUUUUAUUUUUUUCUGUUUUGCUAAUGCAUGAUGUUGCAUAUAUUAUGUAAAUGAUUGGCCAUAUAAAAUGUUUUAUUAAGGUUGAGCUCAUUUUAAGUAAAAUUCACUUGGGCUGGCAUAGUGCAGUCACACAAAGCUAACUGACUCAGGAUUUGGAAGUUAGUUAUUUGCAAUAUUUUCUUACUCUAAGGAAAAACUUUUCUAUCUAAUGACUUUAUGGUUAAGAACAGGCUCUUACAAAACAAGAUUUAGGGUGUACUCACACUAGGCAAUCUCCCAAAACAUGACUUGUUUUACUAGUGUGAUCUCUCUGAACUGAUUAAAAAGGUGUGCCAGGGCACGGUUCUCUUGGACUUGAGCAAGGUAUGCAUGCAGUUCUAAGCACAGAUAAAGAUGAUGUCAGUGAUGCGACGUUCCUGUAAAUAAACAUGUCAGUGUUGUGCCAAAUUUAGGGCCCCGGUCAGAAAAAGCAUCCCAUCUCUCUGGAGCGUGCACUAUGUUGCUAUGUAUGUAACCGUGCCUUUUGACACGUAUUUCUAAGUAAGUUAAAGUGAAUUAUCUCUGCUUUCAUCAAGAAGAUGUUGAGAGAGAGGGUGCUUUUCAUGGCGGGGGUGCUGAAUUCGGCACAACACAGCUAGCCCACUGAGCAGUGAGUAUUGGUGUAUGUGUGCUUGGGCACGGAUUGUUUAAACGAGCUGUGAGUGCAGGUCAGCGGGGCAGUCAACCAAACGGUGCCUAGUGUGAGUACACCCACAGAGGCAAUUCCAGCCAAUAAGUCAUUUUGAUAAUCUACACUACACAUUGUUGUGCUGUAUUUGUUUUGAUCUUAAAUGUUUGAUUACAUUGGUUGUGGGACAUGAAACGUUUAGUGGUUGGUUAAAUGCCCUUAAGACCUACAAAAACAUAUUAAUUUAAAAUAAGUCUUGUAGCCUUGCAUAGUUGCUGAUUAAAUUAACAACCAAAACAUGUUGGAAUAUUGGUCUGGUUUGUGCUGUGUUUGGGCUGGUGUUGUUGAGUUGCAGUUUGCACUGCAUUGAGCCACUAGAGGGCAUCAGAGAUACCACCCCUUCAGCUGCUGCCGUGCCAUCCAUUCAUAUAUACAGUCACUGGUGCCUCCAGAGCCGACAUCAGCUUUUAUCAACCAUUGCAACAUUAACACGACCAUAAUCAGACCUCAGCAGCAGAAGAAAAGUGCAGUGCACUUCAGUUCCGGAGGAUAAAGGACUGCGUAUUAUGUGCCAAUAAAAUGUACUGUUCAAUCAACUCCACUUUACUCCAUGGCUACAGACCAUAACUGCUUUCUUUAUUUAUAAUGAUGUACAAAGCCUUUAUAUGUUUUGUGUUCACUGUAUCAUUGUUUAUGAAGAAAUCUUUGUGAAUCACACCUUUGUAUUUAAAGAAUUGUAAUAAACAAAUUUCAUAUGAUUUAAAGGGAUGUAAACUAAGUGAAUAUUGCACAAGGCAAUCUAUAAAUAUGUAUAAAUCUUUAAAACUUUAAUACUGGAAGAGGGGAUUACAGUGUCAAAAUGGAUGUUGAAAUGUUCCCUAGUUGUGUUUAAAAAAAAAAACAAAACAAGUACUUUCUAAUUGCAACUACUUUGAUACAGUGUGUGAUUAUAAUUAUUGCAUUGAAAUAAACUAUUUUUUUGGUACAAAACUCUUAAA